Messenger RNA from Fimicolochytrium jonesii, 751 nucleotides. RefSeq names its product ribosomal protein L32e. Gene Ontology annotation, cellular component: ribosome; cytosolic large ribosomal subunit. The transcript is spliced from 5 exons. NCBI's taxonomy places the organism in Eukaryota, Fungi, Chytridiomycota, Chytridiomycetes, Spizellomycetales, Powellomycetaceae. The record is from RefSeq and is a predicted model, not a curated record. Gene Ontology annotation, molecular function: structural constituent of ribosome. Bases 8 to 409 code for a protein of 133 amino acids. Gene Ontology annotation, biological process: translation.
AGUCAAAAUGGUCGCCCCUUUGGUUAAGCGUACCAUCAUCAAGAAGCGCACGAAGAAGUUCAAGCGCCAUCAAUCUGACCGUUACAAGAAAGUUGAUGAGUCAUGGAGGAAGCCCAAGGGUAUCGACAACCGUGUCAGGAGGCGAUUCAAGGGCCAGAUUGCUAUGCCCAAGAUCGGAUACGGAUCUAACUCCAAGACCCGUCACCUUUUGCCCAACGGCUUCAAGAAGUUCCUGGUUAACAACGUCCGUGACCUUGAGCUUCUGUUGAUGCACAACCGCGUCUUUGCGGCCGAGAUCGCCCACAACGUUUCUUCCCGGAAGCGUGUUGCUAUCGUCGAGCGCGCUGCCCAGCUGAACGUUAAGGUCACCAACGCCGCUGGUCGCCUGCGCACUGCUGAGAACGAAUAGGUGCUGGGUACAAUGUAAUAUAUCCUUUUUGUUCUCAACAAUGAUGGUCGCACAAUUUUGUUUCCAAAUGGCUUUGGGACAUGAUUUGGAGGAAAUGAUUUGGAGAUGGAAGUUUUGGCUUGAUGAUGGGACUUGGGCGUCGAUGGGGAUGGAGGGUCGGGAGUAGGACGGAAGCAAUGUUGAACUGCGAUGCGAGCGCGCUAUAAUGCCCCGUCUCUCAUACCGUGACGGUGUGGAAUGCCGACACCCUCCGCCCGAAAGAAGGGAAUGAAGGCGCUUCAUAACUGUAGAAGUGGGAUAAAUCAUCUGGCCAACGUCUUUGAGCGCCAUUCCAGUGUCCGG